CAUAUCAAAAGCAACCUGAGAGCAACGUACGCUUGUAUAUCUGUAGAAGGAAACAUCCCAAUAUCACUCUUACUCAUGCGUUUAGAGGGGUUGGAACAUUAAUGAAUAUGGCUUUGCAAUAUUUCAAAGUGAUAAUCGCUGCCAGUGCAUGCCUUUUCGAUGUUAAGAUAUUGGUCAUAGGAGAGGAAUGCACAGAAUCCCAAUCAACUGCGAAGGCUGUCCAAGUUUGCCCCAAAACAGCUGCAGAGUGGGCGACUGCGGCAUCAAAGAAAGGUUGUCAUAACAUCAAAAACAGCUGCGAGUCAUUCGAGUACCACUGUGUGAUUAAUGCCUGGCAGAAUGAGACAAUAGAAGUGUGUUCUAAAGUUAUAAAUAUUGUAGGAAACGUCUGUGCAGAAUACAGUUUUGGUGGACGUAGAAUCCAACGCAAUAGGGAUACAAAGUGCGCUACAUGUCCAUCUGUUUACAAAUCAAAUGAGACUUACAAAUAUUCAGAAUGUUAUAGCCAAACCUAUCAACGUCGAAAGACAGUGAGACCUAAUAUCAGCACGUCAACUAGAGUAUAUACGACAAACAAUGGUAUAAUCUUGACAUCGUCACCAGUGCUUGUUCAUAUCCAGGCAGGGCUGACGUCUGAGUCACAGCUCGCCCUUAACAUUAACCAUAUGAACGCAGAAAAGCAAAAGCUGGAGUCAUCCCCCGAACAUGCGGUUCUACUUUGUGUUGGCAUAUCCGGGACUAUAACAGUUAUAACCCUUUGCCUGAUAUUAGUUGUAUACAGAUUUUGCAAAGAUAGAGAAUAUUGUUCCUUGAAAGAUAUUUUUUCAUCCCUGUUCAAAACAAAGUACGAAUCUCAGACAUCACGGCAGACAGUCAUCGAUGUUGAAGAUAAUGGAGGCAAACUUGAAGACGAAAGGUUCACAGAAGAACAUCCAUUGACAGUAGAUGCAGUCUGAGUGAUUUAGUAAAGGAUGUGCAUGUUGAGUGAAUAAUGGAAUAUCAAAAUAAACUGAUUAAUGGCAACUUAAGAUUUACCAAUUUAAUAGCAGUUAAACCUGACUGACUAAUGGCAGAUGACGAUUGACUGACUAAUGGCGGGUUGAAAUUAAAAUUGACAAUGAAGGACAAAUUUAAAGACUAUGCACCAUAUCAUAAAGUGUUGGAUUGACUGAUUGAUGUCAAGUAGAGAUUGACUAACUGAUAUUAGAUAGGUUUAGUAAAUGAUGUUACAGAUUGACUGAGUGAUUUUAGAUAAAGAUUGACUGAGUGAUGUUAGAGAUUGAUUGAGUGAUUUUAGAAAGAACUUGACUUAGUGAUGUUCGUUAUUGAUUGAGUAAUGUUAGAGAUUGACAAGGUGAUUUUAGAGAUUGACUGAUUGAUAUUAGAUAUUAACUGAGUGAUGUUAGAUAUUGACUGAGUGAUGUUAGAGGUUGAGUGAGUAAUGUUAGUGAUUGACUGAGUGAUGUUAGUAAUUGACUUUUUGAUGUUAAAUAGAGAUUUUAAUGACUGGUGGUCGAAGAAUGUUUGACUAAGGCAUAAUGUACUAUGAUAGAUCAAAAUUUUGACUGGUGGCAGCAAUAUUUCAUGUCUUUGCUUUUUUACCAUUUACCUGUUGGCAACUAUCCACUUUGUUACACCUCUUUAUUUGUUCUUUAACGUGGAAAAAAUGUACCAGUACCAUAUUGUGUUAAAAUAAAUGAACUGGAAAUUGAAA
Ostrea edulis (European flat oyster) is the source of this 1714-nucleotide messenger RNA. RefSeq lists its product as uncharacterized. Bases 102 to 956 code for a protein of 284 amino acids. The record is from RefSeq and is a predicted model, not a curated record. The transcript has 8 exons. NCBI's taxonomy places the organism in Eukaryota, Metazoa, Mollusca, Bivalvia, Ostreida, Ostreidae.